Emiliania huxleyi CCMP1516 is the source of this 645-nucleotide messenger RNA. Its product is annotated as oxalate decarboxylase. Bases 1 to 645 code for a protein of 214 amino acids. The record is from RefSeq and is a predicted model, not a curated record. The transcript has 4 exons. Lineage: Eukaryota; Haptophyta; Isochrysidales; Noelaerhabdaceae.
AUGGCUGAACGCUCGGAUGCCGUUCACUACCGCCGACAAACAGCCACGCCGAUGCGAACCAUCUCCGCCGCCUUGGUCGAUGCGGAACCAGGCGCGCUUCGCGAGCUGGACUGGCACCCGAAUGGCGAUGAGUGGCAAUACUAUGUCGAGGGGCAGGGCCGGAUGACUGUUUCCGCCAGUGAGUCAAAGGCCCGCACCUUUGACUAUCAGGCUGGCGACGUCGGCUAUGACGUGUCGCUGACCCAGUGGCUGGCGCUUACGCCGCACCGGCUCGUCCAAUCACACCUGAAUAUCAACCAUGCGAUCAUCAAUGGCCUGCCGACGGUCAAACAUCCUGCAGGUGACUACGGCGACACGAGUUUUGCCUGCAAUCAAGAACCGAACGCCGGCAUCGCGUCGUUCGACGGACGUAACUUCUCCUACGCCCACGCCAGCCGGUGCACCGACACGGUGAAGGCGAGAUCUGCAGGGGUGCUUACCGUUUCCGAGACGUGCCGCGCUCUCGGCGAUGGUAGCCCGGCGAAGCCCGACACCAUGACGUUCAAGAUGCGCCUGAAGGGCCCCGAACGCUUCGACCUCAUCAAGGGUAACGUCAGCAGGACGUUCCGCCGCUGCGGCGCGCUCGGCUAUUUUGACAAGCAUUGA